Iphiclides podalirius (scarce swallowtail) is the source of this 621-nucleotide messenger RNA. NCBI's taxonomy places the organism in Eukaryota, Metazoa, Arthropoda, Insecta, Lepidoptera, Papilionidae. The record is from the annotation of a GenBank genome assembly.
AUGGGCGACAUCCGCCUGUCCACCCCCACCAGCGCGUGCUUGGUGCUCCUCGCCGCUGUAGCCAGGGAGGUAUUCGCCACCGGACUCGGGAGGUGCCCCAUUUACCCGCAGUUGCCUAACUUUGACAUUACACGGAUGACCGGUACGUGGUACGAAGUAGAGAGAUCGUUCUACCUGAUGGAAAUGUCAGCCAGCUGCACGCAACUCGACGUGGGCAUUAACGAGCGCGGCCACCUGCUCAUCACGAUAAACACCAUAAACAGAUGGACAGGAGCACCGGCAACAACGUACGGACUAGGUAUACUGAGCCACACGGGCGCAUCGUCGUUCCGUUACCGGCUGAACAACCGGAUGCCAUACUUGAUUGGACGACUGUUGCCUGGCGCAGGCCAGUACAACAUUCUCGCCACAGACUAUGACCAGUUCGCGCUCGUUUGGUCGUGCACCAGCCUCAGCAUCGCUCAUUCCGACCGCAUGUGGGUGUUCGGGCGAAGGCGGGAGAUAGACGCGCACGUCCGCGCACAGAUCUACGCAGUGCUCCAGGAUCUUGAUCUAGACCCCGACCGGCUGAUCCUCUCCAAGAACAACAACUGCACGGAGGCAUACAAUAAUACUAUUUUA